Messenger RNA from Musa acuminata subsp. malaccensis (wild Malaysian banana), 1323 nucleotides. RefSeq names its product abscisic acid receptor PYL2-like. The record is from RefSeq and is a predicted model, not a curated record. Gene Ontology annotation, molecular function: protein phosphatase inhibitor activity; abscisic acid binding; signaling receptor activity. Gene Ontology annotation, cellular component: nucleus; cytoplasm. Lineage: Eukaryota; Viridiplantae; Streptophyta; Magnoliopsida; Zingiberales; Musaceae. Gene Ontology annotation, biological process: abscisic acid-activated signaling pathway.
CUCUUGUGGCUGACUCACAUGACCUGCGAAUCUGCACGCCCACCUUUCCGCCGAAAGGGACAACACUCCCCAUUUACACCCGCUUUGUCCUCUCCUUCAUGUUCACCUGCCUUUCGCAGUCGCCCUUCCUCUCGAGUCCUCGUGCAUGCACCGAAGACGACACAGUGGGCAUGCAUAGAUUUCCAUGUCACAACAAGGUUUUCUCACUCGAACAGCAUCCUUAGGUUUCUUUCCAUAUCGUCAGAGACCAACCAUUGCCUCAUAGAAACCAGGGCGCAUGAAUGGGCCCGUUGAUGACAUGACAACCGAAGUGCUAUGUGGUCCCUCUGCAACCAUACACAAGCUGAGCCAUAUGCAUACAGCUAUGAGGGCAUAUCUGUCUUAGGAAAACAUCACAUACAUAAUAGAGUAAACUAAUCCAAAUGGUGCCCAGCUUGCGCCAUUCCUCUCCUCCCCCUCUCUCCUUAAGCUUCUUUAUUUUGCUGAGAGAGAGAGAGAGAGAGAGAGAGAGAGAGAGAGAGAGAGAGAGAGAGGGAGCCAUGGAGCCUCACCACCACGCUUCGUGUUCCCAGGGGUUGACCCAGGAGGAGAUGGCAGCGCUGGAGCCGGUGAUCCGAACGCACCACACCUUCCCGGGGGCGCCGGGGACGUGCACCUCGCUCAUCACGCAGCGCAUCGACGCGCCCCUGCAAGCCGUGUGGCCCGUUGUCCGGCGGUUCGACAAGCCGCAGCGGUACAAGCACUUCAUCAAGAGCUGCAGCCUGGUCCACGGCGACGGCGGCGUCGGCAGCGUCAGGGAGGUCACCGUGGUGUCGGGCAUCCCGGCGUCGACGAGCGUCGAGCGGCUGGAGAUCCUGGACGACGACCGCCACAUCCUCAGCUUCAGCGUCAUGGGCGGCGAGCAUCGGCUCAAGAACUACCGGUCCGUCACGUCGGUCACUGAGUUCCACACGGAGGGCAAGGCCUACACCGUCGUCUUGGAGUCGUACGUGGUGGACAUCCCCGAGGGGAACACCGAGGAGGACACCAAGAUGUUCACCGACAUCGUCGUGAAGCUCAACUUGCAGAAGCUUGCGACGGUGGCGAUGGCCUCCUCGUGAGAUCACACACCUUCAAACUGUGGUUAGUUGGGCGAUGAUGAACAUGAACGAUUAUCCUCCUUUGUUUAACUCCAUUUCUAAUGGCUGCUGUACUCAGAAGAGAGGAGAGCAAGUGGGGAGGGUUCUUUAAUGACUGCUGCUGCUUUGUAUAUUCUAAGCCAUGGUGGUGGAUCGCUGUAUUAGUUUAAUGUCAACAUAUUAAGGAACGCUUCUGCCUUGUUUC